This is a messenger RNA of Cinara cedri, 156 nucleotides long. The record is from the annotation of a GenBank genome assembly. NCBI's taxonomy places the organism in Eukaryota, Metazoa, Arthropoda, Insecta, Hemiptera, Aphididae.
AUGCAACCAGAGGUGGAAGACCUGGGCCAGGGAGCCUGCUGUAAGGAAGGAGGGCGCCUCAAUACAAUAACCAUUGAAUUAAUUGAAGGAAGGACAUAUAAACAAGGUUCUGCCCAAGGGAUAUACCCUAAGUAUGUUAUGCUGGCGACACAAUAA